GCGACAAAAAUAAAAAAUAAAAAAUAAAAAAUAAAAAAAUGAUAAUAGAUGGCAAAGAUUCCAAGACCAAGAUACAAUCAAAGUCCCGCCCAUAUUCCCCGCAUCGUUCGCGUUCAUCAAAAGUUGCGCCACCGUCGGCCUCUUUGGUCGACGGUGAACUGGCGGUGACGGAGCGAGAAGGGAGCUCUGCAAUCACCAGUCUUUUUGAAGAUCUCCAAAUUUCACCGGAUUCAAGCCCUAAUCCCAGGAGCUUUCCUUACAGCGUCAAACAACAAUGCUGGGAAAAAGCCGAGAAGGUCAAGGGACGAGACCCAGCUCGCUGGCGGCGUGACGCUGUUGGCAACAUUGUUUUCAGGAAGCUCGUUGGUUGUUCUGGUUGCUUGUGCCAUGACUAUGACCAUAUCAUCCCUUACUCCAAGGGAGGAAAAAGCAUGCUAGAAAACUGUCAAGUUUUACAGGGGAAAAAACUAAUUGGCUUCUGUUUUUAAAAUUUCACGCAUCCUACCAAUAUAUAUAUAUUUUGCAAUGCAGUAAGGUAUGUCGGGCCAAGACCGAUAGUGAUAUCAGUCUACUAAAAGUUGUUGAUUUUUUCAUGCAUUUAGACAGCUAACAGGGUUGGCAGCUACUUGCCUUUAAUACACUUUGUUGACAUGAAUCUGAGCUACACAUUUUCCUCUCAUUGAACUGAUUGCAAAGGUCUAUUGAGUCGCAACUAGUCCACCUUG
Hibiscus syriacus is the source of this 725-nucleotide messenger RNA. RefSeq lists its product as uncharacterized. The coding region runs from base 39 to 488 and encodes 149 amino acids. The record is from RefSeq and is a predicted model, not a curated record. The transcript has 3 exons. Lineage: Eukaryota; Viridiplantae; Streptophyta; Magnoliopsida; Malvales; Malvaceae.